Colletotrichum siamense is the source of this 3564-nucleotide messenger RNA. It is a transcript of the gene tcsB-1, whose product is annotated as Two-component system protein B. Gene Ontology annotation, biological process: phosphorelay signal transduction system; phosphorylation. Lineage: Eukaryota; Fungi; Ascomycota; Sordariomycetes; Glomerellales; Glomerellaceae. The record is from RefSeq and is a predicted model, not a curated record. Bases 1 to 3564 code for a protein of 1187 amino acids. Gene Ontology annotation, molecular function: phosphorelay sensor kinase activity. The transcript is spliced from 3 exons.
AUGGGCAUCAGGAUCGCCAUUCGAGAACAGCUCGCCUUCCUCGUGGUGAUUGCUGUUCUUGUUGGCUUGAUGAUCCUGUCCGUUCCUGUCUGGAUCUAUGUCAACCAAUUCGUCGCCCAGGUUGAAGGACGUGAGCUUGCUCUUACUGCCUCAUUGAAGGCAUCUCGUAUUUCCUCCGAGCUCGAGCUCGUUCAGACCAGCAUCACCACCAUCUCCUCGCGAAUUCUCAUCCAGAAGUCCCUCGAUGCUUUCUACAAUGGCAACACCAGCGAUUCAAAUUGGGUCAAUGCGAAGGACGACCUCAAGAGUGCCCUUAGCGUGGUCUCUCUCACUGGAUUGUUACAAGGCAGGCUUUACUCGCGUAACACCACGGGCAACAAGUAUGGCCUUGUGAACGUCACGGGCGAUUCCAUUCCCGAUAUCGAGUUGCCGUGGACUGCAAGCGGCAACAGGACCCUGCUCUCGGAUACGCCAGAGGGCUAUCCCCCGGAUCUUUACCCAAACAUCACUUAUGCGGAUCUCGGCCGCCAAAACCCAUACAGAAACAACACCAGGGCCUUCUCUGCGUAUGCCUUCCCCGACGUUCGUCUUUCUACUAAUGGUGGUCUGCUCCUCGGCCCGCUUGUUCUCAACGAGACUGCUGCUCUCAUAUCGAUAACUGUUCCCAUCCGCGACAACGAGCUGCCGGAUUUUAUUCUCGGCUACAUGACGCUCGUCGGCCUGGCGAAUUCUUUGAUCAGCGUACGCAACUCGCGGGAGGGUCUAGGUGACACCGGCCUUGUCCUGCUUGUCGGGCCGACGAACUCGUCCAAUAGGUUUCCAAUUGAUCAGCCGGCCAGCAACGCUACGUAUCUUCCCAACCGAGAUACUUUUGGGAACGUGCCGGUCAAAUUUGUGCUUCCGCCGAAUCCGUUGUCAGGACAAGACGAUCGACACAACGAGCGCAGCUGGGCCAGCAGCAAGGAUGACGAGCCUUUCCCAAUGAAGGACUAUCCAGCAGUCUUUGACUCAUUCUCCAAAAAGUUUGUUUCGCCAAAUAAUUCCAGUUCCAUGCUGUCAACGUACAACGAACAAGGACUUCCUGUUGCUGUUGGAUUUGCGAGAACCAACACGGCCCUCGUCAACUGGACCGUCGUUGUCGAGCAGGCAAAGUCUGAAGCAGACGCUCCGAUAAACACGCUCCGGAAUAUCAUUCUAGGUUGUGUAUUCGGUACAGCAGGUCUGAUAAUCAUUCUCAUUUUCCCAUGCGCACACCUUAGUGUCAUGCCCAUCCGCAGACUCAAGUCGGCCACAGAGAAGACAGUCCAACCACCAGGCUACGAAGAUGGCGACUGGGACGACUUAGAUGACGACGAAACCCCCGGUUCCGGUGCCAUCUCGUCGCGAUCCCGGCGUUCGAGAAAGGAUGGAAUCAUUGCAGCGGUAUACAAGCUUGUCGGAUACAAGCCAAAGGAAAAGCCCGCGUCCGAACACGACCGCGACUCAACCCGUCGUAUUUUCAAGAUUCCUGGCAAGGUCACGGACAGGAAGCAUUUCAUUACCGACGAACUCACCGAGUUGACCGAGACCUUCAACGACAUGAGCGACGAGCUGGUCAAGCAAUACUUGUCGCUGGAUCAGAAGGUUCUUGAGCGGACGCGAGAACUCGAGAUUAGCAAGAAGGCGGCCGAAGCUGCUAAUGAAAGCAAGACGCUCUUUAUUGCAAACAUCUCACACGAGUUAAAGACGCCACUCAACGGAAUUUUGGGAAUGUGUGCCGUUUGUAUGGAAGAGAACGAUAUUCUCAGGAUCAAGCAGUCUCUCAAGACGCUUUACAAGUCAGGUGACUUACUGCUUCAUCUCCUUGAGGAUCUCCUCAGUUUUUCCAAGAACCAAAUCGGCCAGCAGCUCAGUCUUGAAGAGAAGGAAUUCCGGUUGGCGGACAUCCGUUCACAGAUUCUUACCAUUUUCGACAAACAAGUCAGAGAGGGCAGAAUCACUCUGAAUGUCAACUUCCUCGCAUCCGAUGUCAUCGAACUAAGCCCCGAAAGAAGAAGCAUGGACACAAGGCUACCAGCUCUUGGGCCUCACGGUACUGGCAGAUUGAAGGACAUGUGCCUCUGGGGCGAUACGCACCGGAUUCUCCAGGUUAUCAUCAACCUCGUUAGCAACAGCUUGAAGUUCACCCCGGCUGGCGGUAGGGUCGACGUACGGAUCAAGUGCAUUGGCGAGGCAGAGACUCCGGCACUUAAUGGGGAAGGGAGCCGCUCAUCUUCGUUUUCUAAGGAAUCGCGGAGACACGGCAGGUCUCGGCACCGAGUCGGUUCCAGCUCGAACAACUCGACAAGCUCCAGAGCCAACUCAACUACCGAGAAUCCUAAAGGCACUGCUCUAACCAUCAACCCAAUGGAGCCCAAGUCAAGCCCGCACAUUCACAUCCGAGAACGAUCUCCAACGCCGCCACCGCCAGGCGCAAAGUCGUAUAUAUUUGAGUUCGAAGUGGAGGACACUGGCCCAGGUAUCGCAGAACACAUGCAACAAAAGGUCUUCGAACCUUUUGUGCAAGGUGAUCUCGGCUUGAGCAAGAAGUUUGGUGGCACAGGUCUGGGUUUGAGCAUUUGUCACCAGCUCGCAACCCUUAUGGGCGGCUCCAUCACGUUGAAGAGCACUGUUGGCGUUGGUACGACUUUUACCAUGCAGAUUCCUCUCAAAUAUGUCAAGGACAGAACUUCGAGCACGGCAUCUAGCAGCAUUAAGUCUCGGCCUCCCAGCGUCGAUACAAUCGAGACUUCAGAUAUACCUCGAGACCCUAAACGCAACUCUGGCGGAAACCAUACACCUAUCAAGCCUGCUGGCGAGACAACGGCUAAGAACCUGUUGGAGCAACAGCCCAGGCUUGUCGGUCUCAGCCAACCCUUUUUCGCGUCGAAUCCCGCACCAAAAACAAAGAGGAACACGAAGGAGUCCCAGAUGGCAGCGAUCGAUGCCGCAAUAGCUUACAAGGGCGAAAACAGUGGCAAGCUACGGGUCCUCGUUGCCGACGACAACUCGACGAACAUCGAGGUUGUGAGCAAGAUGCUCAAGCUGGAAGCAGUCUACGACGUGACGAUUGCCAAAGACGGGCAGGAGGCAUACGACCUUGUCAAGGCCAAUAUGGACAACAAUCAGCGAUUCGACGUCAUCUUUAUGGAUAUCCAGAUGCCAAACCUCGACGGCUUACAAUCCACCAAGCUCAUCCGUCAAAUGGGCUACAAGGCACCCAUCGUUGCUUUGACGGCCUUCUCGGAGGAGAGCAAUGUCAAGGAAUGCAUUGAGAGUGGCAUGGACGAAUUCCUCAGCAAGCCUAUCAGAAGGCCUGCUCUGAAGCAGGUGCUGAAGAAGUUUGCGACGAUUCCAGAGGAGCCCGAGACGAUCAGCCAGACAAGGAAGACGACGCCAGAGUCAACUCCGCAGAAGGCUUCCAACGGCUCAGCAGUCCAUAAGGAGACCGUGAACGAAAAGGCAGAUGCUAUAUUGCCGGUUCAGGCAAAUGGUCAAGCCAACGGUCCCUCAUCAGAACAAUACCUCUCGGAGAAGGGGACGUGA